Molecule: messenger RNA, 1194 nt
Organism: Hydractinia symbiolongicarpus
Lineage: Eukaryota; Metazoa; Cnidaria; Hydrozoa; Anthoathecata; Hydractiniidae
Product: NADH-ubiquinone oxidoreductase chain 5-like
Exons: 3
Coding region: 1-1194 (397 amino acids)
Source: RefSeq, a predicted model, not a curated record
AUGACAGCUGCAAGAUCAUCCAUUAUGAAUUGUGGAAUGAAUGAACACACUAGGUUGAAUAAAAAUCAACUCAAAUGCAAAAUUCGAUUUUACCCAACAUUAAAAUUUUUAUCUAAUAUUUAUCCAACAUUCGAAUCAAAAUGUUGGAUAAGAUGUUGGAUACAUUUUGCUCAGGCCCUAGCGGAUGCACGCUUGCAAAUAAUAAAACUGCAUUUUAAAGUUUAUCAUCCCACAACUAUUAUCGUUACGUCUUGUUUUUAUCGCUAUUAUCAUUACUUCUUGUUCUAUCGCUAUUAUCGUUACUUCUUGUUUUUAUCGCUAUUAUUGUUACUUUUUGUUUUUAUCGCUAUUAUCGUUACUUCUUGUUUUAUCGCUAUUAUCGUUACUUCUCGUUUUUAUCGCUAUUAUCGUUACGUCUUGUUUUUAUCGCUAUUAUCGUUACGUCUUGUUUUAUCGCUAUUAUCGUUACGUUUUGUUUUUAUCGCUAUUAUCGUUACGUCUUGUUUUUAUCGCUAUUAUCCUUACGUUUUGUUUUUAUCGCUACUAUCGUUACUUCUUGUUUUUAUCGCUACUAUCGUUACUUCUUGUUUUAUCGCUAUUAUUGUUACUUUUUGUUUUUAUCCCUAUUAUCGUUACGUCUUGUUUUUAUCGCUACUAUCGUUACUUCUUGUUUUUAUCGCUACUAUUGUUAUGUUUUGUUUUUAUCGCUAUUAUCGUUACUUCUUGUUUUUAUCACUAUUAUCGUUACUUCUUGUUUUUAUCACUAUCAUCGUUACUUCUUGUUUUUAUCGCUACUAUCGUUACUUCUUGUUUUUAUCGCUACUAUCGUUACUUCUUGUUUUUUAUCGCUACUAUCGUUACUUCUUGUUUUUAUCGCUACUAUCGUUACUUCUUGUUUUAUCGCUAUUAUCGUUACGUUUUGUUUUUAUCGCUACUAUCGUUACUUCUUGUUUUUAUCGCUAUUAUCGUUACUUCUUGUUUUUAUCGCUAUUAUCGUUACGUUUUGUUUUUAUCGCCAUUAUCGUUACUUCUUGUUUUUAUCGCUACUAUCGUUACUUCUUGUUUUUAUCGCUACUAUCGUUACUUCUUGUUUUAUCGCUAUUAUCAUCACUUUUUGUUUUAUUUUUUUACGUGACGAUAACACCAGGUAUUUUGGCGUUAUUUACUAUAUUUAUGAAAAUAAGGAAACCCUAA